Messenger RNA from Trichobilharzia regenti, 160 nucleotides. The record is from the annotation of a GenBank genome assembly. NCBI's taxonomy places the organism in Eukaryota, Metazoa, Platyhelminthes, Trematoda, Strigeidida, Schistosomatidae.
AAAUCAUCUAAAACUGAAGAUAUGCACAAUUCGUCAAUAGGAUCAUCAUCUGGUCAGGCAAUAAGUCAUCCUAUACCAGUUGGUUGUUCUCUUGGUUCCACUCUUGAACCAAUUCAACAAGGUCAAGAGUUGUCAGUUGGUUCACUGACUUCUUCACCGG